This is a messenger RNA of Kockovaella imperatae, 1871 nucleotides long. RefSeq lists its product as hypothetical. Lineage: Eukaryota; Fungi; Basidiomycota; Tremellomycetes; Tremellales; Cuniculitremaceae. The transcript is spliced from 8 exons. Bases 52 to 1719 code for a protein of 555 amino acids. The record is from RefSeq and is a predicted model, not a curated record.
CCCAGGCUUCUCAUCGCAUUUGACACCGAUAUCUUCUGAAUUUGAGUCAGAAUGUCCACCAGAUCCUGGCAGGAUGAUUCCCUGUCGAAAACCCUCGUUCAAGAACCCGCUGAUGCGUGGAAUGCCGUCUGGCUCAGUACGAAUACCAUUUGGAAUAAGAGUGAUGAUCUCGGAGACUCUAUCCCGCACCAGACAUACCUCUCACAGAGAAGGUCUCGACGUCGAGAAAGACUUGUUGUCGAUCCAUAUUCUGGCAAGUCUCCCAAUUCGGCGGACAAUGAUCCGGCAUCAUGGCAAAGCUUCUACCAGGACUUGGAACCGCAUGAUGUAGAUAACUUUGGCCGAGCGACAAAUAACGAUGUGACUGUGCGUCACGAGAUAUCCACAGGCGCAACAUAUGUUCUUUUUCGCCUCUUCGUGCUCCAGGCGUCGUCAGAGCCUGGAAAAUAUUCCUGGAGCCCCUUGUUGCAGAGCAUAGUUCCAGGGACAGAUAUCACGUUGUCUGCAGGGUCAUGGACGGCAGGCAUCAAUCACCAUACUGGACCCGAUGCUGCAAGAUCUCACGGUGAUCCAUUAAAGUUGGUCAUAACAAAGACGAAAAAGAAAAAGGGAACGCCCACCCAGUCCACCGCAAUAUUUAUGUUGCAGGCGACUGAUCUCAAUAACUCUCUGGGACAAGUGGGCUUAGCCUAUUCCUCCAUGUUCGGCAUCAUGCGAAGAUCGUACAUGGCCAAAGUCAGGCAACAAGAUGGCAGUACAAGCAGUCAGCUGGAUGGAUGGUGGAACCCUGAUCUUUGGAGCGGCAGCGAAGUUUCAAGCACUCUCAAUUUUGAGGCCCUAAUCCCUUUGGAAAGCGGUGGCACUGUGGUGGAAGAGAGAAGACCUUCAGGCUAUCUGGAUGCGGCUAUCUUGCUACCAGUGACAUCCGACAGCUCGCCAUUCUCGAGCUUAGCUUCAUCUAGCGAUCAGAUCCCGCCAUCUAAAAGGGCGAGACACCACGAAGAUCUAUUCGCGAGUCAGAUCGCAAGAGACCUCGGCAACAGUCAUCGGCAGCUUGGCUUCAAGGAUGCACCGAGUCAGAUGAAUGCUCUCUUACCAUACUACGCUUCGGCUCGUGAGAAGAUGAUGCUGGCGUCGCGUUUCACUGGGAACUGGACAAAAAUCCUCCAUCUACUGGUUUGUCGUGCCGCUGCCAGGAUGGAAUUGGACCUUCAACAAGUUCAAAAGGGGCUCGGGAAGAGUCUUUAUGCGCCUACUGAUCUCUCUUCGGGGUCAAUCUGGCCAACCAGUACUAUGACGGGGCUGUAUGGUGAUCAAUCCAUCGAGAGGAAUGUAGAGCUUCAAGACAACAUUGCCAUCCUUGCCUCCUGGGUACGAACUCAAGGAAUCCUCUCGCGGCUACACUCUGUUGAAUACCAGUCAAUAGUGAACGAAGUAUACGCUAGCACUUUGUUUCCCUACUUUGACAGCCUCGCUCACUCUGCGCCGAGCCAUGAACAAGUGGUGAGAUUCUGGACAUUCUUGGAUCUGUCCUAUCUGCAACAUUGGUUCGACUCGCUCCGCAUCAACGACACAGGGGCUCUUUACAGCACGACAUUGAUACUCCAGCAGCUGGAACCGAUACUAUGUGAGCUCACAGCAAGUAGACAGUCCGUCCCUAGUCUCAAUACUACCCUGUCACCAGAGGCUACAUUUUGGUUAGAGGCCCUACCGACCUAAAAUAUGUGGGAUAAAGCAUCAAGCCAAGGCAUGCCGUUCGAGCAGCAGAGUUAUUCCGUCAAUGUUCUCUUCAAGCACAAUAUAACUCUCAGCAAUGGGAUCCUGCCUGAAGAGUGCCAACCCCUCGAUUCGUAGGAAAUGGGAAACCAGAG